AUGACCUUUAUUAAAAACAUUAUUAAAAAAAUCAAAACUAUUUCAUUCAAAAAAGAAAAAACAUUUGAAGACGAAAGGCUUUUGCCUAUAAGAGAUGAUUGGAAAGAUUGUUUUCAAGAUAUUGAAUGGAGAAAUUAUUUGUCUAGUUCAAUUGUCGAUAAAGAAGACUUUUUUCAAGCUUCCGAACCAACAGUUGAACGAGAAAAACAAUUUAUUACAAAGAUUAAAAUUGAUGAUUAUAUUAUAUUUACAAGAUAUGAAGAUUUCAGAAACUAUCUUGUUGACCAAAAUUUAAUCAACCCUUCACUAAAAAUUUAUUAUGAAACUUCCCACAAAAGACUAAAUAAUAUCUUGUCCUGGAUCGAAUUUCAUGUUCGUUCAACAUUUUACGGAUGGAAUGAAGGUUAUAAUUUUCAUUACGUCAACAAUACAUUAGAUCUAUUGAAUGAUGUAAAUAAAAGAAAUAUUGAAAUAAUUGAUAAAUAUUUAUUUGAAGUUAAUGAAUAUGUUAAAAAAUUUAAUGUAAAAUAUUUAUGGAGCUGGACAGACCUCGAGGAGUAUAACAAAAAAUUCUUAGCAUAUUAG
Racocetra fulgida is the source of this 585-nucleotide messenger RNA. NCBI's taxonomy places the organism in Eukaryota, Fungi, Glomeromycota, Glomeromycetes, Diversisporales, Gigasporaceae. The record is from the annotation of a GenBank genome assembly.